Molecule: messenger RNA, 3213 nt
Organism: Saccostrea echinata
Lineage: Eukaryota; Metazoa; Mollusca; Bivalvia; Ostreida; Ostreidae
Product: glutamic acid-rich protein-like
Exons: 8
Coding region: 1-3213 (1070 amino acids)
Source: RefSeq, a predicted model, not a curated record
AUGAUAAGUCCUAUCAAGAACGAAAAUGAAAUACUGGAUUUUGGGAAGGAGACUGUAAAAAGUGUGGACGAGAAGUUGCCGAUUCUCAAAUUCCACUACAACUGGGCCGAGAUGGUAGAAAAGGUGGAAGAGGAGAAAUUAAAGGAAGAAAAGAAUGAAACUCAAAUGAAUUUCGAGGAAGAGACAAAGAAAACUGUGGAAGAACAUUUGGCUUUUCUGAAUUUAAAAGAUGAGAUGAUUGAAAAGAAGGAUGGAAAAAUAAAGACAAAAGCAAAACAAAUAGCAGAUGCUAAGCAAAAGAAACCGAGAACCAAGAGGACAAAAUUGAGAAUGGAGAAAGAAGAGGAGAAUUUGAAGAGAAAGAUAUUGAAAAAACAAGUUGAGAUGCUGAAAGUGGAGGAAAACACAGAGGAGGGGAAAUCAAACACAAAUAAAAAGAGUGAAUCACAAGAAGCAUCGAAUGAGGAGAAAUCAGAUGUAAGAGAAAGGAUAAAGCCAGCUAAGGAGGAAGAGAAGGAUAAAUCAGAUGAAGGAAAUAAGACAGGGAAGUCAGAGAAGGAUAAAUCAGAUGAAGGAAAUAAGACAGGGAAGUCAGAGGAGGAUAAAUCAUAUGAAGAAAAUAAGACAGAGAAGUCAGAGGAGGAAGAGAAGGAUAAAUCAGAUGAAGGAAAUAAGACAGGGAAGUCAGAGAAGGAAGAGAAGGAUAAAUCAGAUGAAGGAAAUAAGACAGGGAAGUCAGAGGAGGAAGAGAAGGACAAAUCAGAUGAAGAAAAUAAGACAGAGAAGUCAGAGGAGGAAGAGAAGGAUAAGUCAGAUGAAGAAAAUAAGACAGGGAAGUCAGAGAAGGAAGAGAAGGAUAAAUCAGAUGAAGGAAAUAAGACAGGGAAGUCAGAGGAGGAAGAGAAGGAUAAGUUAGAUGAAGAAAAUAAGACAGGGAAGUCAGAGGAGGAAGAGAAGGAUAAGUUAGAUGAAGAAAAUAAGAUAGAGAAGUCAGAGGAGGAAGAGAAGGAUAAAUCAGAUGAAGGAAAUAAGAUACAGAAGUCAGAGGAGGAAGAGAUGGAUAAGUCAGAUGAAGGAAAUAAGACAGGGAAGUCAGAGGAGGAAGAGAAUGAUAAGCCAGACAAAGAAAAAAAGAUAGAGACUUCAGAGGAGGAAGAGAAAGACAAGUCAGACAAAGGAAGUAAGUUAGAUAUGUCAGAUUAUAAAGAGUUUGAUAAAACAGAAAAAGGAAAUAAGAAAGAGGCUUCAGAGGAGGUAGAAAACUAUAAGUCAGAUAAAGGAAAUGAGAAAGAGACAUCAGAGGAAGAAAAGAAGGAAAAGUUAAACAAAGAAAACACCAGAGAGACGUCAGAAGAGGAAAAGAAGGAUAAAACAGACGAAAGCAAAAAGAACGAGACUUCAGAUGAGGAAGAAAAGGAUAAAUCAGACAAUGGAAAAAAGAUAAAGACGUCAGUGGAAGAAGAGAAGGAUAAACCUGACAGAGGAAUUAAGAUAGAAACGUCAGAGGAGGAAGAGAAGGAAAAGUCAGACAAAGAAAAUAAUAUAGAGAUAUCAGAGGAUGAAGAAAAGGAUAAACCAGACAAAGGAAAUAAGAUAGACAAGUCAGAGGAGGAAAGGAAGGAAAAGUCAAAUGAAGGAAAUAAGAUAGAGACUUCAGAGGAGGAAAAGAUGGAUAGGCCAGACAAAGAAAAUAAGAUAGAGACUUUAGAGGAAGAAGAGAAAGAAAAGUCAGACAAAGGAAAUAAGUUAGAUACGUCAGAAGACGAAGAGAUGGAUAAAACAGAAAAAGAAAAUAAGAAAGAGACUUCAGAGGAGGAAGAGAAGUUUAAGUCAAACAAAGAAAAUAACAUAGAGACGUCAGAAGAGGAAAAAAAGGAUAAAACAGACAAAAGUAAAAAGAAGAAGACUUCAUGGGAGAAAAUAAAGGAAAAGUCAGACAAAGGAAAUAAAAUAGAGACGUCAGUGGGGGAAAAGAAGGAUAAACUAGACAAAGGAAAUAAAAUAGAGAAGUCAGAGGAGGAAGUAAAGGAUAAAUCAGAUGAAGGGAAUAAGAUAGAGAAGUCAGAGGAGGAAGAGAAGUAUAUGUCAGACAAAGGAAAUAAGACAGAAACGUCAGAGGAGAAAGAGAAUGAUAAUUCAGAUAAAGGAAAUAUUAUAGAGAAGUCAGAGGAGGAAGAGAAGUAUAUGUCAGAUGAAGGAAAUAAGAUGGAGACUUCAGAAGAGGAAGAGAAGAAUAGGCCAGACAAAGGAAAUACGACAGAAACAAAAGAAAAUAAGAAAGGGAUGUCAGAUGAGGAAGAGAAGAAUAAGUCAGACAAAAGAAAUAAGAAAGAGACACCAGAGGAGGAAACGAAGGAUAGGUCAAACAAAGAAAAUAACAUAGAGACGUCAGAGGAGGAAGAAAAGGAUAAGUCAAAGAAGGGAAAUAAAAUAAAGACGUCAGAGGAGGAAGAGAAGGAUACAUUGGACAAAUGGAAUAAGAUUGAGUCAUCAGAAGAGAAAGGGAAAAAUAAGUCAUUAAACAAGGCGAAUAAGAUAAAGACAUCAGAAGAGGAAAAGAAAGAUAAGUCAUUAAACAAAACGAAUAAGAUAAAUACGUUAGAGGAAGACGAGAAGGAUACAUCCGACAAAAGGAAUAAGAUAGAGACAUCAGAGGAGAAAGGGAAAAAUAAGUCAUUAAACAAAGCGAAUAAGAUAAAGACAUCAGAAGAGGAAGAGAAGUAUAAGUUAGAGAAAGGAGAUAAAAUAGAGACGUCAGAGGAGAGAGGGAUGGAAAAGUCAGAAGCUGAAAAACAGGAGGAGAAAGUCGAUGUAGAAAAGAAAAUUGAUAAUUUAGAGGAAGAAAUGGGGGAGGGGUCAGAUAUAGAAAAGAAGAUUAAGAUGUUGGAGGCAGAAAAACAAGAGAAGAAAAUAAACACAAAGAAAAGAAAAGAGGAAAAAUUAAAGGCACAAAAGGAGGAGGAAACAGAGAUUAAGAACGAGAGAAAAAUGCAAACAUGUAAGGAAGAAAGAUUGAAAGGAGAGAAGGAGGAGACAAAAUUUGAUAUGGAGGAUGACAUUAAUACCCAGAACAGGCAGCCUUUCUGGUACAGAUUCCUAUGUGGAACAUCAUGUUUAUCUAAGAAGGAAAAUCAGAAUAAAAAGAAAGAAAUAAAGAAAAGAACAGAGAGAACUGGAUUUCUGGAGAGAAUGAGGAAACUUGUUAAAAAAUAA